UCCACCUCGUAAAACUUUUUCCUUAAGCCUCCGCAACUUCUAUAUAUGUCUCAAUAACAUAGAGCAAAUCAACUCGAAUCGAUCGUAUGUUUUCCUUCUCUUAAGCUUUUCUUGAAAAAGAAGUACUUGCCCAAGAAAAAAAAAAAAAAAAAAUGACCGUAUCACCCACUUUUUCCACGGCCAAGAGCAGCAGGGUUCUGAUCAUUGGAGCCACCGGCUUCAUCGGUCACUUUGUAGCCGACGCCAGCGUCGACUCCGGUCGACCCACCUAUGUUCUCGUCCGCUCUAGUGUCACUAGCCCCAGGAAGGCUAAAAUAAUCCAGCAACUUCAAAACAAGGGCGCUGUAGUAUUAUAUGGAUCAAUAAGUGAUAAGGACAUAAUGGAGAAAAUAUUGAAAGAGUACGAGAUUGAUAUCGUGAUUUCAAGUGUUGGUGGUGAGAAAAUAUUGGACCAGCUCCAUCUGGUGGAGGCCAUUAAAGCGGUUGGUACUGUUAAGAGAUUUUUGCCGUCGGAAUUUGGACAUGACGUGGACAGAGCUGACCCGGUGGAACCAGGGCUCAUCAUGUACCAAGAGAAGCGCAAAGUCAGGCGUUUAAUUGAAGAACUUGGUGUACCUUACACCUAUAUUUGUUGCAAUUCAAUUGCUUCUUGGCCCUAUUACAACAAUCACCACCCUUCAGAAGUUCUUCCUCCGUUGGAUCAGUUUGAAAUCUACGGAGAUGGCAGCGUCAAAGCUUACUUUGUUGCCGGCACUGAUAUUGGAAAAUUCACAAUGAAAAUUGCUGAUGACAUCCGAACUGUAAACAAGUCGGUUCAUUUUCGACCACAACCCAAUUGUUAUAACAUUAACGAGCUUGCAUGUUUAUGGGAAAAGAAAAUUGGAAGAACUUUACCAAGAGUCACUGUUUCUGAGGAUGAUCUCCUAGCUGCAGCUGCAGAGAAUAUCAUACCACAAAGUGUUGUUGCAUCGUUCACACAUGAUAUUUUCAUUAAGGGCUGUCAAGUUAAUUUUUCAGUUGAUGGUCAUGAUGAGAUUGAAGUGAAGGAUCUCUAUCCUGAUGAGCAAUUUCGUAGCUUGGAUGAUUGCUUCACUGACUUCGCCCACCUGUUAAAGGAAAAAUCUAUGGAGGCUGAUGAGAAGUCACUGCCAUCAACUCAACUACCCACUCCGAUUUGUGCUUGAUAGGAGUAAUAUUGGAGUUACAAACAUCUCUAGCUAACUUUUCUUUCGUAAACGUUACGUGUCAGUUUAUAAUUGGUUAGUUUAUAUGAGUCUCACCUGUCCAACAAUAAGUUCCGUCUAAUCAAACUAAUUACAAACUGUCACAUAAGGUUAGUGAGAGGUGUUAGUGAGAGAGAUUUAUGAGACUAGUAAUAUUGUCUUGAUAAUAAUUUAUUUUACUAUUUUCCUUGUUAUUUUUAA
Messenger RNA from Pistacia vera, 1424 nucleotides. Its product is annotated as leucoanthocyanidin reductase-like. The coding region runs from base 153 to 1184 and encodes 343 amino acids. The record is from RefSeq and is a predicted model, not a curated record. The transcript is spliced from 5 exons. Gene Ontology annotation, molecular function: oxidoreductase activity. Lineage: Eukaryota; Viridiplantae; Streptophyta; Magnoliopsida; Sapindales; Anacardiaceae.